Messenger RNA from Esox lucius (northern pike), 3548 nucleotides. It is a transcript of the gene samd1b, whose product is annotated as sterile alpha motif domain containing 1b. The coding region runs from base 157 to 2136 and encodes 659 amino acids. Lineage: Eukaryota; Metazoa; Chordata; Actinopteri; Esociformes; Esocidae. The transcript has 6 exons. Gene Ontology annotation, molecular function: DNA binding; protein binding. The record is from RefSeq and is a predicted model, not a curated record.
AGGCUUCCGCUCCUCAUUCUCCGCUCUGCCGGGCUCGCUCUCUGCUCGCACAGGGUCGGAAUAGGAGCUGCUAACAGCGUCACUUCAGGAACAACGAAAGAGAAAAGACGCACUCGGCCAAACCCAACGGAACCGAGAGAGAACAGCGGACUAACAAUGUCAGAACCCAAAUACCGUGACUGGAUCCUCGAGACCAUCGACUCACUGCGCUCCCGAAAAGCCCGACCGGACCUUGAUCGGAUCUGUCGAAUGGUCCGAAGACGGCACGGCCCGGACCCCGACAGAACCCGGGAGGAACUGGAAAAACUGAUCCAAGACCAAACAGUGCUCAAAGUUAGCUACAAGGGAUCCAUAUCCUACAGAAAUGCUGCGAAGGUGCAGCGAAAGAGCCGAAAGAAGAGUGACUUAACGCCGGGUAGCGGCGUCAGUGCUGGUGGUGGUGAGGCAGAGGGGGAGAAAUCCAAACACGCCAGUUUGAACAACAACGGGGACAGCGCGCACAGUUUCUCCGACCAGGAGGAGGAGGAGAACGGGGAUCGGGAGGAGGACUCUGUUUCCGAGCCGAGCGAGUGCACUGACCCUCGUCCCGAAACCCCUAUUAUCACCUCUGAUAAAAAACAAAACAUUCUACCCCGGAAUAGCGGAAACGGCCCCGGUGGCUGCCUGAGUUGUGGCGCAACGGACUGUGCUGCUGGGAGCGGCUGCGGUGAGAAAGCAAGUGCGUCGAAAGACAAGAGAUUAGGAGAAGGAGGGCAUGAGGGGGUUGGCCGCAGCAGCCCUUUGGCUGGCCACCACGACAUAAAACCUGGCCACAACGGGAGCGGCGUUCCGGGCAAAGCCACGGGUGUCCUGGGAGGAGCGGGAGAGGGGGAGGAGAUGGAGGGCAAUAGUCGCAGAAGUGGUGGUGUUGCUGCUGACACAGAGCAUAAAACUUGCCCAGGGAGCGUCAGUUUUAGUUCGAGCACUAACAGCCACAUCCCGAGGCCGAAACAUUACCAGCCAAUACAACCCAAAAUACGAGUCGGCGAGGGCGGGGGGAACCCAGGGCAGGGGGUGGGUGGCAGCGGGCAAAUCAGCUCGGAUCUGGGGGAUAGACUAAUCGCCUCCGUCCGUAGCCUGGCAGAGGAGAACCGAGCCUCGGCUUUGAGAGGGGAGACACGCGGGGGCCACAAGCCACUGGGACUGAAGGAGAUCCUGGGCUACCUCGCCAGCCAGGACGGGAUGUCCUCUGAGGGGAAGCUGACCCGUAACAGAGUCAAAGUGGUUCUGGAAAAGGAGGUGGAGCGGGGUCGGCUGCGGAGGACUCGGUGCGGGAACAUCACUCUCCCGGUGCGGGGUGUGGAGGCAGCGGCCAAGCCAACCGACAGACUGCUGAAGAGCGCACUGCAGGAUAUGCACAUCGGGAAAAAGGCAACAGACGAGGAGCCAAUGGAGAUUACGAGUGUGAAGGAGGAGGAGGAAGAGGAGGACGACGAAGACGAGGAUAAGGCGACUGGUGACGCCAAAGAUGGCGAACAGAGUGACACCCAGACGUCGGGCGAUGAGGAGGAUUCCAAAGGGUCAACCGCCCCCGUCGACCCGGUCCCCAUGGAAACGGAACCCGAGAACUCGGAUGACAUCGCCGGUGGUUCCAAAGCCCAGGCGGGGGUGAAACGACCGGAGCACACGGCCGAAACCACGUCCUCGGACCAGACACGUGCAGACGCUGAGGAUCAAAACGGGGUGCAGUCAGAGAGCUGUGGUCACACUUCCUCUGUCCGCAACCAGCCCUGUGUGGCCCGAAAGACGGACGUGGGUGUCUCCUCCUGUCUCCUCACCCCCACCGCCUCCCCCAGCGACUCGGGACGGACGACGGACAGAGGGAUCAAUGGAGGAGUGUUUGUGAAGUCCGAGCUGGGCAGUCUCAACCCUGUCAACUGGACGGUGUCCGACGUGGUCAGUUACUUCACGUCCGCGGGGUUCCCGGAGCAGGCCUUGGCCUUCAGGACUCAGGAGAUAGAUGGAAAGUCCCUCCUCCUAAUGCAACGCAAUGACGUCCUCACCGGCCUGUCAAUCAGACUGGGCCCUGCCCUGAAGAUCUACGAGCGCCACGUGAAGGUUCUCCAGAGGACACACUUUGAGGAGGAUGACUGCUGACUUUACCUGGACACACACACACACACACACACAGUCCAAAUACACACGCGCACACACACACAGACAGACAACGUCACCGAUUUAUAACUGAGGAACAUUCCAUCACCCCAAAACUCCCAUGCCCCUGAACUCCUACCUGACCAACCAGGCCUCCGCUUCUGUCUUCCUCUUCUCUCACUCUUCAGGACUGGACUCUCUUUUUUUUUUUUUUUUUAAAGGACAAAGCGAGAGAUUAAGAAUUAAACAGGCAAAGAGGAGUGGAAGAACACUUAAAGAGGAAGCAGAUUUUUCACCCUGGGUGGCUAUUGAAUGUGUUCACCCGGCGUCAAACUGUCGCUCAACGUGACCUUUGAACACUGAACCGUGGACUCGAAGCCUCUGACGGACCGGAGCACCUGAUGAAUGUCUGUGAGUGGGCGUCGCCCUCAUUCCAAUCCUAUACCUGUGUCCUGACGUGUGCCCUUGUCCUGUCCGACACAAAUCCAAUGCAUCUGGCUGUAGGGACCAUAUUCAGACCCAGUGUCCAGAAUCCUCCCCCCCCCAGCCUGUUUUAAUCCAGUACUGGGGGGGGGGGCAUAACCGGCACGCUACGAGGAACUGGAGUGCCGUUUGGAAAUCAGCCCGGGUUAGGGCGACGGUACGGGACCUCCCUGUUGAAGGCAGUGGGCGGGGAUGUCCGAGGAUUGGACCGUCGAUUCUGUUAUGUCGUUGAUUAUGUUGUUGCUAUUGUUGUUGUUGUUUUAGCAGGUGCUGCUCUGUUCCUGUGUUCUCCUUGCACAUGUCAGAUUGUUACUUGGAAAAAGCAGCGGAGUGCUGAAAUGCGUUGGUGUGUGGAUGUGUAGCUGGUCCCGUAGUUACGCGGCGAAGGAGAUCGAGAAGGAUCUCCUUCAAAGCAUGAACUGAACAAAAGAGACGCUGCUCUGAUGAACCAAAACCCCUUUGUUUGUCCCACUCUCCGUCCUCAUCAUCUCCAGCCAUGUCAAGUUGCAGAGUCCACCUUUAACCGAGCUGCGUUGGACCGGGAAGACCCAGGGCAACAUGCUGACCGAACGCCACGAUUGCUGCUUAACAUGGGGGAAUCGAGAUGUUCAGCUGGCAGACGUAUAACGUAUUGUAAAUAUUGGAGUGGAACAGAAAAAAGAAAAAAAAAAAACUUUUCUAGAUUUAUUUCGAAAUCCAUUAAAUGGAAUUUAAUGCAUCUGAACACAAACGUAUCGAUUAGUCAGUCAGUCAGUCACCAGCAUUUUCUAUUGAACCGUGUUUAUAUAUUUUCUGCUACAAACAUGGAGAUGGUAAAAACAGUGUGACGACAUCGGCUCCUCCCAGAAACAGACCCUAACCCCUAGUCCCUAACCCCUAGUCCCUAACCCCUAGUCCCUAACCCCUAGUCCCUAACCCCUAGUCCCUAAUCC